Harpia harpyja (harpy eagle) is the source of this 694-nucleotide messenger RNA. It is a transcript of the gene RPL14, whose product is annotated as ribosomal protein L14. The record is from RefSeq and is a predicted model, not a curated record. The coding region runs from base 22 to 576 and encodes 184 amino acids. The transcript has 6 exons. Gene Ontology annotation, biological process: translation; ribosomal large subunit biogenesis. Gene Ontology annotation, cellular component: cytosolic large ribosomal subunit; ribosome. Lineage: Eukaryota; Metazoa; Chordata; Aves; Accipitriformes; Accipitridae. Gene Ontology annotation, molecular function: structural constituent of ribosome; RNA binding.
CCGCCGGCCCCGCCUCCGCGCAUGCGCAGUCGCCGACUCAGGGGCGGUUUCCGGCCGCCCCCGAGACGGGCCCCCCCUUUCUGCUCGGCGGCGGCCAUCAUGGUGUUCAAACGCUUCGUCGAGAUCGGCAGAGUUGCCUUCAUUUCCUUCGGGCCGCAUGCUGGCAAGCUGGUGGCCAUUGUGGAUGUUAUUGACCAAAAUAGGGCACUGGUUGAUGGCCCCUGCAGUGGUGUCAGAAGGCAGGCUAUGCCCUUCAAGUGCAUGCAGCUGACUGAUUUUGUACUCAAGUUCCCACACAGUGCUCGUCAGAAGUGUGUGCGACUUGCCUGGGAAAAGGAAAAUAUAAAUGAAAAAUGGGCAGCGACAAGAUGGGCAAAGAAGAUUGAAGCCCGAGAAAAGAAAGCCAAAAUGACUGACUUUGAUCGCUACAAGGUUAUGAAAGCAAAGAAAAUGAGAAACAGGAUUAUCAAGCACGAAAUGAAGAAGCUCCAGAAGAUGUCUUCUAAAAAAGGCAAGAAGCCAGAGAAGUCCGAGAAGGCGCCUAAGUCCGAGAAGGCGCAGAAGGCGCAGAAAUAAAAUGAACUUCUAGUUAUGUAUGACUUUGUGUCCUUGUUCUGAUUCUUUAAAAUUAACAAAUGGUUAAACAUUUGAUUUAAAUUGUAAUCUUAAGUUCAUUUUUGCUUCUGACCAAGAA